This is a messenger RNA of Vespa mandarinia (Asian giant hornet), 4376 nucleotides long. RefSeq names its product Lim3 homeobox protein (gene Lim3). Gene Ontology annotation, cellular component: nucleus. Gene Ontology annotation, molecular function: DNA-binding transcription factor activity, RNA polymerase II-specific; zinc ion binding; RNA polymerase II transcription regulatory region sequence-specific DNA binding. Gene Ontology annotation, biological process: neuron differentiation; regulation of transcription by RNA polymerase II. Lineage: Eukaryota; Metazoa; Arthropoda; Insecta; Hymenoptera; Vespidae. The record is from RefSeq and is a predicted model, not a curated record.
AAUCUUACCGGCGGAACGGACGAUACGGUACGACGAUUAGAAGAAAAAGCAUCGAUUUAUUUAUUAGACUCGAUAAAUCAUCGUAUACCUUUUUUUCUUUUAACAACAAUAUAAUUACAUAAUUGGAUUAGUGAUAAGUGAGAAGUGCCAGUGCCGAAAUCGGAUCACGUGUGUAAACUCGAAUAAAAGUAAAAAAAGCUCACGAUCGAAAUAUCUAACUAUCUCUAACUAUCUCUAACUAGGUAAAAAAAAAUAGAUUGAUAAAAGAUUUAUUUUCUUCAAAUUAUAUGAGCGAUUUUCAAAUUGAUAACAAUAUUAUUUAAUUGUUUACAAAAUUGGAAGUUAUCAAAGUCGAUUAAAAUAUAGAGAUAUAAUAAAACGAGAAACGAUAUCGAGUGAAUAGAAAUAAGAUAUUCUAAUUUGAUAGCUCGAUCGAGGAUAUACUUAGACUGGAGCUGUAUUUGCCAUACGCACCACUGCCGGGGGGUGGUGAAAUCCUCCCGGCAGUGAGCACGGGUGCUGCUUCAGGUGGCUGUCGUCCGGUGCUAUUGGGUGGCAUCGAUUUGUCGAUGUCGGCAGCGGUGGAACCGGUUCCGACGCUACCAACGCUACCGACGAGCGGACUACCAGCUCACAAUCCUCUCCAUCAUCCGCCCGGAGGUCUGGCCUUGCCACCCUUGGCUUCGGCCUCAGUUAUGAUGCCACGUCCACCACCGGGUACCACCAUGCCACCUCUUGGUCCAUCCUCUUUGCCGCAGGCUCAUCAAGAUACCGGAGACCUAGCGGACACUCCGCCCAAUCCUGACGUCCUCUUAGCUCUUCUAGCCAGGAAUAAAAACUUGGAAGCCUCAAUACCGAAAUGUGGUGGUUGCCAGGAAGCAAUCUUGGAUAGGUAUGUGUUGAAGGUCCUAGAAAGGUGUUGGCACGCGAGAUGUCUGACCUGUCGAGAUUGUGGAGCAAGACUAACGGACAAAUGCUUCGCGAGAAACGGCCAUGUCUUUUGCAAGGACGAUUUCUUCAAGUGUGGCAGGCGUUUUGGGACGAAAUGCGCGGGCUGCGGCCAAGGGUUGGCACCAUCGCAAGUGGUAAGGAGAGCGCAGGAGUUGGUGUAUCAUCUGACGUGUUUCUCCUGCGCACUCUGCUCGCGACAAUUGGACACCGGGGAUGAAUUUUACCUCAUGGAGGAUAGAAAACUCGUCUGCAAGCCGGACUACGAACAGGCAAAGGCAAAAGAGCUGGCCGACGGCGGUAGCAUCGAUGGAGAUCAACCGAACAAGAGGCCGCGAACGACGAUCACGGCGAAACAAUUGGAGACCUUGAAAUUGGCGUACAAUACUAGUCCAAAACCAGCGAGACAUGUUCGAGAACAGCUCUCGCAGGACACAGGUCUGGAUAUGCGUGUCGUCCAGGUGUGGUUUCAAAACAGGAGAGCAAAGGAGAAGAGACUGAAGAAGGACGCCGGUAGGACAAGAUGGUCGCAGUAUUUUCGAAGUAUGAAAGGGACAAGUGCUGGUGGACAUUCGCCUAGGCACGACAAAUUACUCGACAAGGACGAACUUAAAGUUGAUUUGGAUUCGACCUUCGGCCAUCACGAUUUGAGUAACGAUAGUUACGGAACGGUCGUAAAUAUGGGAUUAGAUGGAGAAGGUGCGAGUCCAGGUGGUGGUGGAAAUAGUGGUAGCGGUGGACCACCUCGUAGUUAUUUAGGUGCAACGACACCACCUUAUCUAUCGACAUCCAGAUCGCCGUCCUUACCACCACAAUUUCCAUACCCACCGGAUGCAGGUCUUUCAGUAUACACUACUCUCGGAGGUCCAGGAGGUAUGGUACCAGGACCUGCAUCGGAUCUUAGCAACGAAUCGAGCGGGGGUGGUGGUGGUGGCGGUGGUGGUGGCGGCGGUGGUUACCCCGACUUUCCACCCUCACCGGAUUCCUGGCUUGGAGAGCCACCCUCGCACGCUCAUCACCACUCACAUUACGCCACAUAACCCGCCAAAGCCGAACGAAAUCGAAUACCGUCUAAAAUAAUGCAACGCUACGGAACACUUACCUGACGACAGACUCUCCUUGAGAUUAUGACAAAUAAGAAGAAUCGCGUGUCCUCGGAUCUCUUCCGUUAGGGUCGUCGUUGUUGUCGUCGUCAUCGUCGUUCUAGCCGAUUACACAUUUACGUCAAUAUACUUACGACAAGUAACUACGCGUUGCGAUUUAUUCGAAUUCAUUUAUGUACAAAUUCUAUAUUGCCUCGAAACGAAAGGGUAAUAAAAAAAAUAAGGCGCGAAAUUGAAAAACAGAACGGUUUGAAAAUUACGAAAUGAGUUCAAGAAAGACGCUCGAGUAAUACAAUAAAUCGAAUGUAAAUUUUGGCUAAUGAUAGUAAUUUAAACGAAAAGUUAUUAUCGGUAAUUCGGUAUCAUUCUAAUUAUUUAUUUGAUACUAUUAUGACUUUGUUUCAAUCGAGACUUCAAAAUAUAUUCGUGACUUCGGUCUAUUCGAAAGCAUCGCAUGAACGAUGAAAAAAUUUUAUGAAUGCACCGUUCUUUCUCGCGCCAAUAAUUGAAAGAUUUCUAUAAUGAAAGACAGUAAUGAAUCUUAUCGUAAUAAUCGCGAUCGACGUUCUCUUAUUUCGUGUGUAUAUUUGACGUCAUAUAAGUAUUAUUUAUAUGUAAAAUAUAAAAAUGUAAGAGUAUCGAACGAUGAAGUACUUGAAAAAAAAAAAGAAAGAAAAAACAAAUGGAAUUCAAGUACGAAAUCUUAACGAUCUAUAGCUUGACUCUCUCAUGAUCAAUCAAACUCUAUCUUAAGACGUUUUAACGUUGGUUUUUUCCAUUCAAACAAAUGCGAAAAAGUGAAGCGUCCCUACCACCAAUCGCGUACGAUCUAAUGACAACACGACGGAAAUCAAAGGCGACUCAUCGCGAGUGUAUUAAAUUCGACUCGUGAUAAAUGAAUUUCGGCGUAAUAUUUCGGGAGAUGUAAUCUGGAAAUUCCAGCAUCGAUGAACUGUCGCGUAAGUAACGUACACGAACAUGCACGGACGUAUCUAUUUAUCUAUCGUUAUCGAGCCGGUAGCUCUUUCAAGGUAUUGAUCGUGUAUAACUAUCGAAGUCAGCUUUCGUGGAAAUUCUUGCGUAGCUCGAAGUCUCAUAAACUUGAAAGAGAAAGAAAACUCGCGUAGCCAUAUUUUGUGACUAUUCGAAUGGAAUAGUCCAAAUAUAUUAUGGAAUAUUUUCUUUCUGUUUGACGAUAUAAUUAGAAAAAAAAAAAAUUUAUAUCUUUUGGUAACCUAAUCUGUCUAUUUUGAAAGAUAUUUUAACAUUCAAUAUUUUUAUCGAAAUAGAAAACGAUCGAUACUUUUACUUAUAGAUACCAUUUCUUAAUAGAUACGUCUUUAUUUCCCCCGAAGUAUCUGUUUAGUUGUUAUAUUUAAUAUCGUGUGUUCCGUAUAAGUGAUAAAUUUUUAAUUGAAUCUUCUGCCCAAAUUUCUGAUUGACAUGGGGCUAGUAAUUUGAUUUUUUUCUAUGAAAUAUUUCAAGCAGAAAUAAUUGAAAUAUUCUUACUGCGUUUUAAGAAGACACAUUGAUUACAAAUUCUAGAAGAUUAAAUUCAGAAAAAAACUGUAGUUAUCUUCGUACGAGUGUCGUAUAAAUGAUUAAUAAUUUUCUUUAAAAGAUAAAUAUUAUAAAUCGAUGUCCGAUUAACAAAUGAAGUAUUAAUUCUAAUGAGAAUUUGUAAUCAAAAGUAAAACACGAUUCAUAGGUGAAGAUAUGUGUUUUACAAAAGAUAUACUUUUCUGAGAAUCAAUGAGCACAAUUAUUUCACCAUACGGAUUAUCUCUUAAUCGUUUACACUUUUCAAAAGUUAGAACGUUUAGUCAUUUCAUUUACAUAAAAUAGUACAAAGGAUAUAUUCCAUGAUCAAAGUUAUUAUUUUCUAAGUAUCUAAAUCAUAAAUACAAGAGUCGAUAAUGCAGAUCCCUUCGUUGAUACUUGUAAUAAAAUCAAAUUUUACUUGUUCGCAAAAAUUUGCGAUCGAUCGAUCAUACUGGAACAAAACAGAUUGAACAAAUCGUGAUAAUCAAAAUUGCAAUUAGUUUAUAGAAAGUGAAAAUCGAAAAUAUGUACAUGAUCAAAAUAAUUGUUCUGGUUUCGAUCGAUAAUGAAUAAUAUAUCGAAAAAUAAAAUCCGGCGAAUGAUAUAAACAACUUUUCGUUCCUUCUGGUUUAUUUCAAAUUUUAUACACGUUCUUCGAGAAAAACAAAGAAACAAAGGGAGAUAGAGAAAGAGAAUGAACAAAAAUAAAAAUACACAGAUGAAUUUUAUUGUGCACAUAGAUAAGGUGCGAUAAUGUUGCGAAUCAAAGGAAAAAAAAAAAAA